AUAAACGCAACACAUUUAAAAUCAACAUACAAGAUGAGUUUAAGAGACGAAGAAACCUAGGCCGACCCCUUAAUCAGAAUAGUUAAAAAUUCUGGAGAGCGCAAGGUAAAACUUCUAUGUGUGCAUCCGACUUUUUGGUACAUGUAGUAUUGCACAACGUUACAUAACAAUCUUGGCGUGUAUUACACUGUUGCUUUUACAAGAAUAUUGCACUCAGACAAUACUUAUCUGCUAGAAAAUAACCCAAAUGGGGAUUCUCAGAUCCAGUGAUUCUAAAGUUAUAUUGACCACAACUAUGUCACAAAAACUGUGACACACACCCACAAACAGACACACCAAAAACAAUAUCUGAACAAACUUCCGAAAUACACGUGAAGUUACUUUCUACAGACAACCACCUACCCAUCACUGUUGAACCAUUUAUGAUCCGCCCCUAGCAAGCUCUGUUGUUGUCGCGUGACAAACCCGACCGGUUCCCCGCCUUUUGUAAGACAGAACUUGGUGCCUCCACCCCCGGCCAGGUUCUAUCUAGAACGGUAAAUACCGGACGAAAACAGUACGAUGGAUCUUGAAAAGAAGACGGUAGCCCUCAAAAGAAAGAUCACGCUUUUCAACGGGAUCUGUAUGAUCGUAGGCGGGAUCAUAGGCGGUGGGAUUUUCAUUUCGCCGAAAGGUGUGCUCGCCGGAAGCGGUUCUAUCGGGGUGUCGCUGAUCGUGUGGGCGGCAUGUGGUGCCUUCUCCAUCGCCGGGUCUCUCUGCUACCUCGAACUGGGCUUCUCUAUACCGAAGUCGGGAGCGGGGUACGCCUAUAUCUUAGAAGGUUUCGGAGAGCUCCCAGCUUUCUUGUUUCUCUGGGUGGAGUUUUUGAUAAGGAAUCCGACGUCGGAGGCCAUUUCAGCCCUGACCUUUGCUUCGUAUGUGGCACAACCGUUCUUCCCACACUGCGAGGCGCCUCAGAGACUGAAGACUAUCAUUGCUGCACUUUGUCUCAGCGUCCUGAUCUUCAUCAACUGUGCCAAGGUCCGCUGGGGAACCCGAGUAGUGGACCUGUUCACUAUCACCAAACUGUUCGCGCUGGUUAUCAUCAUAGUGGCGGGCUUCGUGUCGUUAGGCAUGGGAAAGAAUGAAAACUGGCAGGACACAUUUGCAGGUGUGACUACGGUGGGAGGUAUCGCGCAGGCGCUGUAUUCAGGACUGUACGCGUAUUCUGGAUGGGACGGUCUUAAUUUUGUGACUGAGGAGCUACGAGACCCAGUCAGAAACAUGCCUCGUGCGAUUUUUGGCGGGUUGGGGUUGGUAAUGCUGAUCUACAUGCUGACCAAUGUCUCCUACUACACCGUACUGACCAGCGCCGAGGUACUAGCGGUAGACGCCGUGGCAGUGGAGUUCGCCAGGAGAAUGUUGGGAGUCAUGGCCUGGUGCAUCCCAGUGUUUGUCGCAAUGUCCACCUUUGGUACCCUCAAUUCCACAAUUUUCCAGUCAGCCAGAAUGUACUACGUUGGAGGUCGGGAAGGUCACCUGCCAGUCUUCAUCUCCAUGAUCCACGUCACCAGACUGACGCCACUUCCGGCACUACUGGCUAAUGGCGUUCUGGCGUUGAUUAUCCUCCUGUUCGGCGAUAUCUACACACUGAUCACGUACUACGCCUUCAUCCGGUGGACCGGGGUGGGUGCCGCCGUGGCCGCCUUACUUAUCCUGCGGUGGAGGAAGCCUGAUCUCCCGAGGCCGUUUAAGACGCCCCUGAUCUUCCCGAUCCUGUUCUUCCUGGCCUGUGUGUUCCUGGUGGUGAUGCAGUUUUACACCAACCCGUACAACCCGCUCAUCGGCAUCGCGCUGUCCCUCACCGGCCUGCCGUUCUACUUCCUCUGCGUCAGGCGUACCGACAAGCCGGCGGUACUGGAGAGGGUCUAUGGUGCAUUCCUCCGUCGUUACCAGCAGCUGUUCCAGGUGUGCCUUCCUGACAAGACACCUGAUUUAUAAACAGCUACACUCAGGAAUUUCCACAGAAGGAUGGCCAUGUUUGAGCUAUGUUGUUUGAAUAUGCAACUACUGUACCAUCCUUUGAAUAACAUUCCAGACAUCUUCGUGAUCAGAGGAUAAAAAUGAAUUUGCAAAAGCCCAAAAUAUUUUCUUACCAUUGUUGUAUAUUACAUGUAAUAUUAUUAGUAAUUAUAGAUAUGAUAUUAUGUUUAAGACUAGAAAGGCAACAUUUUACAGAAUGUUUCCCUUCCAGUAAUUUGCAUUCUGUCAAGCUACUGUAAAUGCAUUUAAGUUUGCGGUGAUUUAAUUUCGCGGUAGCGGGAAAAAAGACUUUUCGCGGUGGAUUUAAGUUCGCGGUAACACCUUAGACUCCAGUCUAAUACCAUAAUAGAA
Branchiostoma floridae (Florida lancelet) is the source of this 2373-nucleotide messenger RNA. RefSeq names its product Y+L amino acid transporter 1-like. Lineage: Eukaryota; Metazoa; Chordata; Leptocardii; Amphioxiformes; Branchiostomatidae. The transcript has 10 exons. The record is from RefSeq and is a predicted model, not a curated record. Gene Ontology annotation, biological process: amino acid transmembrane transport. Gene Ontology annotation, molecular function: L-amino acid transmembrane transporter activity. The coding region runs from base 562 to 1980 and encodes 472 amino acids. Gene Ontology annotation, cellular component: membrane.